CUCCCUACUCUCCUCUCCUCUACCUCCUCCUCCUCCUCCUCCUCUACCUCCUCCCUCUACCCUCUCCUCCUCUACCUCCUCCCUCUCCAUCUACCUCCUGCGCUCUCUUCUGUCUGUCUGUCUGUCUUCUCCCACCUUCUCCAGAGCUUCACCGAGGGAGAACUGAAGAAGGUGAUCGGGACUCUGAUUGACAGGAGUAGCAAGAGGAGAGGCAGGAACAGCAGAGAGGAGAGCCAGGAGAGCUCCUCCCGGGGGACCAAGGGAGCUAAGAGUGGGCGCAGGAGGAGGUUAAAGCCGUGCUCUCUGCGGGAGGUGGAAGUGACGGUGGGGGAACUGGGGCUGGGCUACGACAGCGACGAGACUCUCCUCUUCAGGUACUGCAGCGGCAGGUGCACCGCUCGCCGACGACGCAACUAUGACAUCGCCCUGGAACACACGAGGAGGGCGGGGCACAUUAAAAAGGGGCGGAGAGACAAGGUGCAGUACAGCCCGUGCUGUCGGCCUAUCGCGUACGAGAAGGAUAUCUCCUUCCUGGAUAACAACAGUAGAUACCACACGGUGCAGGAUGUGUUGGCGCGGGAGUGUGGCUGUGCGUGACCCUGGGGGAGGUGUGUAAACGUUUAAUAACGACCACAUCCUCUGAACCACCAAUGAAUACUGGCUACUGGGAUGAUAUCAUGAGAGAAUAAUAUGAUGUCUCGGUGUGGAUACAACGCCUCAUGAAAAGCGAAACUUGUCAUCGCAGGUGUUAUGGCCACAUGAUGCAGGAAGUGUCUGCUCAGGAGGGGUUGCUGUGCGCGAUCUCUGAACAUGGGGCCUAGUCGGAAAGUUUGGUGGAGUUUUUUCUUUAUCCAUCUCGUUGUACUGGCAGCUUUGCCUUCGAAGGCAGCAUUCAGGAGGACCCAGCAUUAAAAUAAAACAGCAAUAUGCUAUAUCAAAUAGAACAGAGUUCAUUGUUAUGUACAGUGUUUCUGUUGGAUACAUGGAUAUUACCCACGGAUACUGGAUUACAGCGAAAACAGGACGAUGCCUUCUGGAUGACCUUUGACAUUGGACCAAUUCAGGAGGGCGACAUGUUGGCGAACAUUCAGACAGAUAUGAUUGUCUGUCACGUGGAAUAUAGGGACUGUAUCGUAUGGAACAGAUAUGAUCGUCUGUCACGUGGAAUAUAGGGACUGUAUCGUAUGGAACAGAUAUGAUCGUCUGUCACGUGGA
Messenger RNA from Salvelinus sp. IW2-2015, 1215 nucleotides. RefSeq names its product neurturin-like. The record is from RefSeq and is a predicted model, not a curated record. The transcript has 2 exons. Gene Ontology annotation, molecular function: glial cell-derived neurotrophic factor receptor binding; growth factor activity; receptor tyrosine kinase binding. The annotation marks the transcript as partial. Lineage: Eukaryota; Metazoa; Chordata; Actinopteri; Salmoniformes; Salmonidae.